Molecule: messenger RNA, 1640 nt
Organism: Papaver somniferum (opium poppy)
Lineage: Eukaryota; Viridiplantae; Streptophyta; Magnoliopsida; Ranunculales; Papaveraceae
Product: 7-deoxyloganetic acid glucosyltransferase-like
Exons: 2
Coding region: 264-1451 (395 amino acids)
Molecular function (GO): UDP-glycosyltransferase activity
Source: RefSeq, a predicted model, not a curated record
ACCUCAUGUACUCAUCUUCCCCUUUCCAGCACAAGGCCAUAUCAACUCUAUGCUAAAAUUAGCUGAGAUUCUCUGCCUAUCGGGGAUUAACGUGACGUUCAUCAACACCCAACAGAAUCACUCACGGCAACUUAGUUUUGGAAAUCUUCACUCUCGUUUCAGGAAAUUUCCAGGAUUCUGUUUCGAAACCGUUCCUGACGGUUUUUUCUGACGAUCCACAUCACUCUGCUGGUUCCCGCAGUUCUCAUGACUUGGUUACAGAUAUGUUUAGUCGGGUGGAAACUGUUAUCAGACCGGGUUUUCAAGAAUUACUUACUUCAGAACGCUUCAAAUCUGACGCUCGGGGUCCAGUUUCUUGUAUUAUAGCUGAUAGUGUUUUGGGUUUUGCAAUUGAUGUUGCUGCAGCGCGGGGAAUUCCAUCCAUUUCUUUCCGUACCAUUAGUGCCUGUUGCACCUGGAUCUAUUUCUGUUCCCCGAAACUCGUAGAAAAUGGUGACAUACCAUUUAAAGACGAAGAUAUGGAUCGACUAGUAAGGAGUGUGCCGGAGAUGGAAAGCUUUCUCCGGUGUAGAGAUCUUCCAAGUUUCUAUAGAGCUAAAGAAGUUAACCAUCCUAAUCUUGAAUUUGUCAAGGCUGCAAAUUCAUAUUCAAUCAAAGCCACGGCUCACAUACUUAAUACAUUUGAAGGUAUCGACGCUCUAAUUCUUCCGCACUUGAGAUCUUACUGCCCGAACCUAUACACAGUUGGACCUCUUAAUGCUCUGUUGAAUACCCUAAGAAGUACUACUACUAGAUCUUCUUAUUCAUCACCUGUUUCCUCGAAUGCUAGUUUGUAUGCGGAGGAUAGAAGUUGCAUGGCAUGGCUCGAUAAACAGCCAGACAAGUCUGCGGUGUAUGUAAGCUUUGGUAGCAUAGCGACGGUAACCCGGGAUCAAUGGUUAGAGAUUUGGUAUGGACUAGUCAAUAGCAGUCAUAGAUUCUUGUGGGUUAGACGCCCGGAUUCGCUGCUUUCCAAAGAUGACGAGGUGAGUGGGAUACAGGCGGAGCUGAUAGAGGCAACAAAAGAGAGGGGUUACACGGUGGAUUGGGCACCGCAAGAGGAGGUGUUGAAUCAUCCAGCUAUUGGUGGAUUUUUUACGCACAGCGGAUGGAAUUCGAUUCUGGAAAGCAUGGUUGCUGGAGUACCCAUGGUUUGCUGGCCACAUUUGGCGGAUCAACAGAUAAAUAGCAGGUAUGUGAGUGAGGUAUGGAAAAUUGGAAUGGACAUGAAAGAUAAUUGUAACAGAGUAACAGUGGAGAAGUUGAUUAGGGAAAUGAUGGGUGAUAAGAGAGAGGAGUUGAUGAAAUCAAUGGCGAAGGUUACAGAAAUGGCACGAAAGAGUGCUACUCGUGAUGGGUCAUCUUACCGCAAUUAUGAAGCUUUGGUGGAAUUCAUAAGAAAGUCGUGCUAAAACUUUAGAGAAGCUUAAUUAGUUGAUUCCUAGAGGCCAUUUUAGAUAGGCUUUCGGCAAUCCUGCUUAGUCCUCUUUACAUAUUAAUUGCAUGACUCAUGAAACUAUAGCCUUUGAUUAACCAUAAAAGAUCUGAAACAUCUUUUUCAUUUUAAUCAAUCUAUAUAAAGUUGCUCAAUUUCUUACUAA